GACUCCUUUUGAGGACGUGCCAAUGGAACGGAGGCGGUGGAGGGGGAAGGAGAAGCGUGUUGCACCGAGCCGAAGUGGGCGAGGAUGGGCUUGAGAGGGCUUCCCGACCUUCUCCGGGCAGGUAGAAGAUGCUUUCUGCAGGUUCCAUUUGGUUCAUCUUCACUUCAACCUUUAUAUCUUCUACUGUGUCACAAGAAGUCAACAUAUGUCACACACCUGAAUUCUGCACCAGCAGCUGAGAAUUUUAAGGAGGCAAAACGUGCAAUAGAUGACUUGUAUUCUACCGAGCAGAAAUCUACUGUUUUGCAGCUACUAAAUUCAGCAUCCGAGAAAGAACUUAGUGCUGUGAAACUAAUGCGAGGAAGGAAGUCCAUGAACAUAAUAGAGUACAGGAACAAGCACGGGCCAUUUCGGAAUUUACAGUGUUUACUAGAAGUGCCUCUUUUUCAGUAUAAAACAGCUGUUAAAGUCUGCAACUUUAUUCUCAAUCCCAAUGCAAAAGAAGAAAGAAAAGAGAAAAAAACGCAGAGUGUCACGUCUGCAAUGAAAUAUAUCAAACCUGAUAUAGAAAGAGAGAGGCUGGAGACUGCCAAUAGCAUUGUGUCCAUUGUUUUUGGCACUCGCAAAAUUGCAUGGGCUCAUGUUAAUAGACACUUGGCUGUUCAGGAUUGGCAGCAGCAGGAGUGCACUAUGUUUAUGAAAGGUGCUUAUAUGCCAGCCGUCUAUUUUGAAGAGAUUUCUUCAGUAAUAUCCCAGCUUCCUGAAGCAGAUUUUUACGUCUUGGAAAAAAGCGGACUUUCUGCUCUGAAUGCUAAUUUGUUUCCAGUAACGUUACAUCUUCGUACAGUGGAAGCCAUGCUCUAUGCGUUGUUACAAAAAACAUUUUCGCAGGAUGGCCAGUACAAAGUAUUAAGUAUGGCCCGAAGCGCUGUAGGAAAGCACUUUGAGUUGAUGGUUGGGGACUCGCGAACUAGUGGAAUAGACCUUGUGAAACAGCUUCUCUUAGAAUCUGUUACGCACGCUGAGCCCCGUGUGAACUUUUCAAGAGAGCAGGUAGUAAAUUAUCGAAACGUAUUGUCAUCAAACAAACAGUGGAGAGACGAAGAGCUGUGUGAUUCCUUGCUGCAGGCAGUAGCUUUUUAUGAGCUACUAAUACUGAACAAUAUGACUUAGUUCUUAUCUUAUUCAGUUUUGUUAUUUGCUGCCAUGGAUGAUCUGUACAAUAAGUUCCAACUGAUUCACUGUAUAUGGGGCACUGGACAGCAUUUGAUAGGAAAACAGCAUUUAAUUCCUCCUGAGAUAUUAAACUUAAUAAAAUGUGUAGAAACACUUUAUGUCAGGAUUGUUGAUAGUAACAUGAGGUUUUUUUUAGGUUAGGGUUGACUGAAAAAAAGUGGAAGAACAUAAAACAGGAUCAUUUUAACCAUGGUUAGUAACAGCAUGAAUUAAGUGAAUUAAAACUAGACAUGGGGAACCUCUAAGCCCUCCAGCUGUUCAUCAGUCACAGCCAACACAGCUAAUGCUCAGGAAUGGUGGGAGUUGUCCUAAAACACAUGCAGGGGAGCAGGUUCCCCAUCUGUAACCUAAACCUAGUUGUUAUAUUUACAUGAGACUUGCCUCAAAGCCAGGGUUAGCUAAUGUAGCGUGUUCUAGAUAUUGUUGGCCUCUCAACUCCCAUCAGCCCUGGUGAGCAUGGCCAAUGGUCAGGCAUGAUGGGAGUUAUCAUUGAGCAAUAUCUAAAGGGCACGCAG
Messenger RNA from Lacerta agilis (Sand lizard), 1751 nucleotides. It is a transcript of the gene TEFM, whose product is annotated as transcription elongation factor, mitochondrial. NCBI's taxonomy places the organism in Eukaryota, Metazoa, Chordata, Lepidosauria, Squamata, Lacertidae. Gene Ontology annotation, molecular function: DNA polymerase processivity factor activity; nucleic acid binding. The record is from RefSeq and is a predicted model, not a curated record. The transcript is spliced from 4 exons. Gene Ontology annotation, cellular component: mitochondrial nucleoid. Bases 85 to 1173 code for a protein of 362 amino acids. Gene Ontology annotation, biological process: transcription elongation by mitochondrial RNA polymerase; mitochondrial transcription.